This is a messenger RNA of Acanthamoeba castellanii str. Neff, 609 nucleotides long. RefSeq names its product ankyrin repeat-containing protein. Bases 1 to 609 code for a protein of 202 amino acids. Lineage: Eukaryota; Discosea; Longamoebia; Acanthamoebidae. The transcript has 5 exons. The record is from RefSeq and is a predicted model, not a curated record. Gene Ontology annotation, molecular function: protein binding.
AUGUUGAGCACGCCCAUGAGCAUGUCGAUGGACACCACCAGCAAACACUACACCGCUACGUCCAGCGAGAACACGGCGCCAGAUCAGGAGGCUGUCGACCUCUCCCUCUACGAGGCCGCCAAGGACGGCGACCUGCACGCCGCCUUCGUCGCCAUCCAGAAGGGAGCAGACCUAGGCUCGCAGCACGACAUCAGAAAGGAAACGGCUCUUCAUGUAGCAGCGUAUGCCGGCCACAAGGACAUGGUCGUCUUCCUCGUGCAAGUGGGUGCCAACAUCGACUGCCAAACACGACUGGGACGGACUGCUCUCCAUCUCGCCACGCUGUCCAUUCAGCUCCAGAACAGAGCCGAGAUUGCGACGUUUCUUCUCUCCAGCGGCGCCAACCGAUCACUAAGAGACCUGGACGGCAAGACGGCGCGAGACUACGCCCUCGAAGAAGGCCAGUUCGACCUGGCCGAUCUGAUGGACAGGCACGAGGCCGCGCCCGCGAUGCAGCCCAUCCCCGCCUCGGCCAUUGUGCCCGCUCUGGUACACGCCGCGGCAUCCCUGCACACGAAGAUUCCUGCCGCGUCGAAGCGUGACAUGGACGGCGUCGUGCGGAGUGUAUGA